AUGUUUAAACCUGAGCACAGUGGCUCUUUAUACCAUAACUACAAACGCUUUUUCUCAAUAGUGUUACUAGCAGUUUGUGACACUGAUUAUUGCUUUACAUUCAUAGACGUAGGUUCAUAUGGCAAAAGUGGGGAGUUACAAAUUUACAAAAAUAGUGAGCUUUACAAAAGAAUGAAAGACAAUAAUUUAAAUUUGCCAGAGCCUCGACCUUUGACUGACCCAGGUGAGCCGCUUACAUUCUGCUUUAUUGGAGAUGAAGCAUUUGCACUUGAAGAAAACGUGCAACGUCCGUACAGUGGAAAAAAUUUGACAGAGAAAAGAAAGAUUUAUAAUUACAGGUUAUUGAGGGUGCGACGUUACAUUCAGCGCACUUUUGGAAUCCUAUCCAACAAAUGGCGAAUUUUUCAUCGCCCUUUAAAUGUGAAUGAGGACUUCUGUGCAGAUAUAAUUAAAGCAUGUUGCGUUCUGCGCAACUUCGUUCGCAAAACAGAUGGGUUCAAACUGGAUGAAACUUUAGAAACAAUUGGCUUGCACAAUGUACAGAGCAGCACUCCUGUAAGAAGCCACUAUGCUGCGAGUGUACAAGACAAAUUAGAUGAUUAUUUUAUCAGCAAGAUAUAA
This is a messenger RNA of Schistocerca serialis cubense, 621 nucleotides long. RefSeq lists its product as uncharacterized. The record is from RefSeq and is a predicted model, not a curated record. NCBI's taxonomy places the organism in Eukaryota, Metazoa, Arthropoda, Insecta, Orthoptera, Acrididae. Bases 1 to 621 code for a protein of 206 amino acids. The transcript has a single exon.